UCGAUGAGCACCAUUAAAAAUGUCGUCGAUCUGGACGACAUGUUCUACGAGAAUCUGUCCCUCGGACUGGCAAAGAAAUUUGCGGAUUGCAUCCCGCGGAUCGUGCAAGUGACCUGCGAGAAGCGGCUGCCCUGCGAGAAGGCCCAGGUGACCGCGUGGGAGUCCCGCCACAACAUCUACCUGCCGGACGAUAUGAAAAAGUUCUAUCUGUCCACCGAUGGGUUCAACUUUUACUGGAGCUACCAAUACUCGCCAAACGACAUCCGCCGCGUGGGUCACAUCCAUUUCCCACACUUGAUCCAGAUUACACUGGUUCGCGACAACAUCGACACCAUUCUGAGCUCAAGCCCGAACACUGCCGUCACGAUACCGCCCAUCAUUCGCCAGUCGAACUAUAUCGACUCGACGUCCGGCUAUCUGAACCAUCUGAAUCUGAACUCGCGCAGCAAGAUCUUCGAGCUGAGCACCAUUACGGAUCUGGCCAAGGUCUGUCUGGUGUACGAGACGCCAGAAUCGUCGAACCCGAAGAUCUUUCUGCUCGAGAUGGGCACCUUCAAGUGGCAAUUCUUGGCCGAUACGUUCACCGAAUAUCUGCGAAUGAGCAUCGCCCACCUGGGGCUGCCGUACUGGGAGUUGUGCUUCUCGAGCUGUGGACUGCCGUCGUGGACGGAGCAGCUGUUUCUGCUGUUGGCACCACACCUGCUGGAGAAGAACGAGAACCGACGGCUGAAGAACAUCGUUUGCGUCAACGAGAACCCACCGUACAACGUGCUGGAUCCGGCGGUAUUUAGGACCAAGCCCCGUUGUUCUCGCCAGAACCAGAAGAAUCGGCUGAACAACCAAGGAUAAUUGAAACGCACACAGAAUUUGAGAACGACUGUUAGUUUAUUUCUACUACAAAUAUAUAAGAAAAUGCAGAACAGAAACGGAUGAGUUUUAAAAUCUAA
This is a messenger RNA of Culex pipiens pallens (northern house mosquito), 947 nucleotides long. Its product is annotated as tubulin polyglutamylase complex subunit 2. Bases 4 to 849 code for a protein of 281 amino acids. The transcript has 4 exons. Gene Ontology annotation, biological process: protein polyglutamylation. The record is from RefSeq and is a predicted model, not a curated record. Lineage: Eukaryota; Metazoa; Arthropoda; Insecta; Diptera; Culicidae.